This is a messenger RNA of Phycomyces blakesleeanus NRRL 1555(-), 1389 nucleotides long. RefSeq lists its product as hypothetical. The coding region runs from base 1 to 1389 and encodes 462 amino acids. The transcript is spliced from 25 exons. NCBI's taxonomy places the organism in Eukaryota, Fungi, Mucoromycota, Mucoromycetes, Mucorales, Phycomycetaceae. The record is from RefSeq and is a predicted model, not a curated record.
AUGUCAAAAUCAGUACACAGCAAAAAUGAAAUACUGAGGUCCAACACUGGUUUGAUCAUCAAUCCAUCCAAAGCCUAUCCACGCUCAGAAACAAGAGAUAAACUGACAGGACUUACUAUAUUUCAAGGAGUAUAUGAUAUUCAUCAAAGACACACAUUGGACUUUUCAGGCAAAGUCAAGCAAUCAAGAACAGGUUUCCAUCCAGGGCCACAGUGCCUUCCGUCCAGGUCAAGCAUCAGGGAUCCGAUCAGAGUCCACGGUUAUCAGGUCAAGCUUCAAGGUUCAGGUCAAGGUCAACGGGUUCAGGUCGAGGUCCACGGUUUCAGUAUCCAUUCCAUCCAGGUCAAGCUUCAAAGCCCACGUCAAAGUCCACGGUUUCAGUAUCAAAUUCCAUCCAGGUCAAGCAUCAAGGAUCCGAUCAGAGUCCACGGUUUUCAGUCAAGCUUCGAGGUUCAAGUCAAGGUCCACGGUUUCAGUAUCCAUUCCGUCCAGGUCAAGCUUCAAGGUUCAGGCCAAGGUCCACGGUUUUCAGAUCAAGGUCCACGGUUUCAGUAUCCAUUCCAUCCAGGAAAAGCAUCAAUGUUCCGAUCUCCCAGCUAUGGUUAUAGUUUUCAGCCAUCUAGGUCAAGUGUCAAGGUUCCGAUUUCCCGGCAAUGGUGUUCAGCCAUCGAUGUCAGGCGUCAAGGUUCCGAUCGCCCGUCCAUGGUUAUAGUCAUCCAUGUGAAGCGGCAAGGACCCGAUCGCCCGUCAAUGGUUAUAGUUAUCCAGGACAAGCAUCAUGGUUCCGAUCUCCCAGCUAUGUUCAAGUCUCCAGCCAUCCAGGACAAGCAUCAAGGUUCCGAUCUCCCAGCUAUGGCUAUAGUCACCCAGGUCAAGCAUCAAGGUUCCAAUCUCCCAGCCACGAGGUCAGUCAUCGAGGUCGAGUGUCAAGGUUCCGAUCUCCCUGCCAUGUGUUCAGUCAUCCAGGUCAAGCAUCUAGGUUCUGAUCGCCAGUCCAUGUAUCCAGCCAUCCAGGUCAAGCAUCAAGAUUCUGAUCGCCCGUGCAUGUGUUCAGCCAUCCAGGUCAAGCAUCAAGGUUUCGAUCGCCAGCCGAUGUAUUCAGCCAUCCAUGUCAAGCGUCAAGGUUCAGAUCGCCCGUCCAUGGUCAUAAUCGUCCAGGUCAAGCAUCAAGGUUAUGAUCUCCCCGCCAUGUAUCCAGCUAUCCAGGUCAAGCAUCAAGUUUCCGAUCUCCCCGCCAUGUCUCCGGCCAUCCAGGUCGAGCUUCAAGGUGCAGAUCUCCCGUUAUAUGGUUAUAGUGUUGAAUCCAUCAAGAUCAUGCUUCACGGAUCCGGAUUCAUGUCUACUCAUCCACGGCAAUUAUCAGGAUCCGAUUUUCAUGAAUUGUUAUAG